AUGCAGAUCAUCGAUGAAUUACAAGAAUUUUUCGAUGCAUCACAAUGUGAUAAAAAUUGUCCAAAAUGUAAUUUUUUCAUGAAAAAGACAUUUCAAGUGACGAAAUGGCCACCUGUUAUUUUACUAUUCAUUACCGACUAUGUGUCCUGUGUAAAUGCAAUUCGACCGCCUCCAACCAAGAUUAAUCUAACUGAUUAUACAAGCCAUGAAAAUAUUUGCUUAAAUAGUGGUUCAACAUACGAUGUCGUCAGUUAUCUAUCAUGGAAAGAUGUUUCAAAUAUGGAUAGUAUCGUUGGAGUUGCAAGGUAUUUGAAAACGUGGACUACAAAUUUGCAUUCAAAAAAGAGAAUUAAACAAGGGAACGAUUUGUUACAACAUUAUGCCACUGCCAGCAUAAUUGUGCUUGAAACGUUACGAACACUCGUAGCAGAUUAUUUACAAUCAUUUUUAAGCGUUGUCGAUUAUCAACAUACUGUUAACAGUGCACAUCUUUUCAAUUCAUUCACCGAUGUCCUGAUGAGUUUACAACAAUGUGGGAACGAACAGAUACAACGACUUAUCAAAAAUUUUCAAUUUAGUAAGAAAAAUGUUUCUUUGUUUUUAACCUCAGUUCUACUACGAAAAGUGCGAGAGAAAAUUAGAAAGGUGCAUGUUCAUCAUAAACAUGUGUGCCCAGUUUCUUCUGAUAGUAAUGGUUUAGACCUACAUACAACUGGUGUGCAUUUGUUUAUUUAUAACUCAGUGAAACCAAUGGAGGCUAAAUCAAUAACAAAACAUUCAUCAUUGAAAACAUGUCAAUCAUGCAAACAACCGAUGAAUAAUACUUUACUCGUGAUCAACGAACAAUAUUUUACAUUGUUACCAAAGAAAAUAUUGAUUGUUUAUGCUGAAGAAGAAAAUUACUUCAAAGUCGUUAAUCAACAAUGUGGGUUACAAGACUAUGAGACAAAAAUUGGACAUAAUUAUCGUCUGUCGGCCAUUAUUAUUACAACAAGAUUUAGCGACUCAAUUAUUAUUGUAAAAAAAGAUAAGCAGCAUGGUUGGAUUCAUUCGGAUGAACAUCCAUACAACAAAACAAAGCCAAUUACCUUGGAUUCUAUCGACGUUCUUGUUAGCAUGUCGAAGAAGAUUAUUGCUAUGCAUAGUAUUUUGAGACCAAAAGAGCAGAGGAGGAGAAUCAAACCAAAACCGGAGCAAAACUCGCAGACUCUCGUACCAGGGGCUGUUAUGGACGCAAAUUUUCCGUCUACGGGCGUCCAUGGACGGAUACAAUUGCGUCCACUGGCGUCCAUGGAUGAUACUUCAAAAAAAGUUUCACGCCCAUGGGCGCGGACGUACGUUCUGUCCAAGGGCGUCCAUGGAUGAAAAUGUUUUUUCGUAAUAAAAUAAGAUAAACCUUACUGCCCAUCUUUUUUGUCUUACAGCGGCGUUCAGUUACUGCACUAAAUGUCUGUUCUACAGCAGCUGUUGCGGGUAUCGAGUGAAUUUUUCGUGCGACUUUAGACAACACUAGCGAACUUUGUUCUAAGAAGAAAAAACAUUUCUCGUUUUCGCUCAUGAGUAGAUAAAAGUCCAUGGGCGACCCUCUCAAAAAAAGUUUAGGUCCAUGGAUGCUCGUGACGCAGGCGUCUGUAUGGGCGCGCAUAGACGCCCGCAUCCAUAACGGUUCCUGUCUCGUACCAAAAGCAAUUUCGUUGUCGAAAAAAUUCUUCCUUUUCUGUUGUUUUUUUGAAAAAAUAUCGAACGAACUUACGACGAUCAAAGCACAGAAUUUUCCAAAACUACAAUCAACGUUUUUGUAGCAGAGGCGAAAAUCUCCCCACUCACUCGUCUAAAUAUAACUCAUUUUUCGGCCAAAUAUGUGUUAUAUGAAAACUCAGAUAUACUCUUGCAAAGAGACACGUAAAUUUUGUCUCAAUCGUUUCAUCAAAGAAAACUGAGAAAAGUUCUCAAUUUUGAAAAUACACUACAUGUCAACUAUAUUCAAAUUUUGGCCUAAAACGGCAUAUUCUUCUUCUGACACAAAAUGUAUUUUACACAAUAUUAAAUUUUUUGAACAAUACAAAUUCAAGGUUUUCCUUGUUGCUAAAUAAACAAUUUCACUGCAGAAGAGCGACACCUAAUCACCUCUAUCGCUAUCUUCGUGUACACUUUUCUCUUGUACUUAAUAAACCAAAAACUGACUGGCAUCCUGCAUACAACGCGGAAAAACAAAUAUUGUUUUUCUUGUGUUAAAACUAAAUAUUGCGAAGGCGCGGAAGUUUGUAAUGAAGGACAGAAAAGUUUGGAUUUGCGCUCAGGAAUUUUUGCGCCUAGCGUACCCUGACCGAUUGGGAUCGCCAAAGAAUUGUUGCAUGACUCGUUUCUUAGCAAUAUUUUUAAUAAAUGAUGUUGUAUCACAUCCAGAUAUUGCAUGAACACUUAAAAUAACUUUAGGGUCGACGAAUGGAGAUAUUUCCUUAACGAAAAAGAAAUAAUUUUUAGAAAAACGCAUCACAAGUUUAAGCUCUUUUAUUCCUAUUCUAGCUAAAUCUCUAAGUUAAGCUAAAUAUCUUCUCUUAUUGCACUGUUUGUUAAAACAUAACAUUUUUCAUCUGGACCGGAGAUGUAUAACAACUUUCCAGGGGGUAAUAUGGUAAACAUUGAUAGCCAAACAUCUCGAAUACAAGCGGCAAGUGCUGCACGAUUUUGUCUAACGAAUGUAUUAUAAACGUGAGAUAUAGAUGAUAAUGGUGUAUUGAUUGUUAGUUGAUGUGUGUUGAGUCGUCGAUCAGAAUGCUGUUUAAUAAGCGAUU
This is a messenger RNA of Didymodactylos carnosus, 2795 nucleotides long. The record is from the annotation of a GenBank genome assembly. Lineage: Eukaryota; Metazoa; Rotifera; Eurotatoria; Philodinida; Philodinidae.